Messenger RNA from Rhineura floridana, 2246 nucleotides. RefSeq lists its product as uncharacterized. NCBI's taxonomy places the organism in Eukaryota, Metazoa, Chordata, Lepidosauria, Squamata, Rhineuridae. The coding region runs from base 366 to 1106 and encodes 246 amino acids. The transcript is spliced from 2 exons. The record is from RefSeq and is a predicted model, not a curated record.
CAAGUCCCGGCGUCCCCAGUGAGGAGUGGGAAUGGUCCCUCCCCAAUCUAAACCCUGGAAAACCGCUGCCAAAUAGCGGAGAAGAUUCUCAGCUUGAUGAACCAAGGGCCUGACUCAGGGUAAGACAAUUCCCCCAUGUAACGAUGAUCCCAAGAGGUCCUUGUCUGGCAGGGAUCGGGGCCGCCAGACCAGCUGAGACGAGUUGCUUUCCCGCCCUCGUUUCUUGAGGGAAUAUAAAAGGUGGUUUUAGUGGACCGAGCGUGUUUAUUAGACGGGGCGGGUUUGGAAUAACUCGCCUGGGGCAGCCGGCCUGCGGGGGGAAGAGGCGUCGCUGCGAGCGGCCCCGGCCUGGAGAAGCUGACGCCAUGGAGUGGGCUCUGCUCUGCGCCCUGGCCCUGCUGCUGCGCCCUGGCCCUGGUCUAGGAGGAGGAGAGGCUUCGACGACGGCUGAGGAUGAUGAAAUGUGCAGCCGCUGGCUCUACGGGAUGGAGCCGCCGGUGGUGGAUGACUUCGAGUGCGCGGAGCAGUACGACGGCGAGGACGUCAAGUACUGUUGCGGAACCUGCGGCCAGACCUCCGGCUGCUCCUUAGAAGAGGCCGCUGAAGACGAGGAGCAGCGCCCCACCUGCGGCCAAGAGAUCUGGCAUUCUUCGCCCCCUGUGUCAAACUGGGUGAGGUUGAUUUGGUUUUGUGCAGGAGCCCUUGUUACUGUAACAUUUUACUGGGGUGUUUACUAUCCUUGCUCACGAUUCUGGUGUAAGCAGAGAUUCUUCUGUGAAAGGCAGCAGCAGAUCCUUCUGGAGGAUGACUCUCCUUUCAGAUUCUCCUCCAUUGACCAUCCUCACUUCUGUGGUGCCUACAGGAGAACAGCUCUGCCAGCAUUUGGUGGUGGUGUGGAGGACCUUCAAAGUAUCUGUGACCGUCUUCCUGCAUUUCACAACACACCAGAUGUGCAGUUACUUCCUGGGCACUCCGAGGAUGACGGGGCGAUCAUCUUGUCUCCAGCAACUCUCCCACUCGGAAGUGUUCCUGGUUGCACCUUAGAGCUGAACCUGGGAAGUGAAACAUCACUGACUAAAUCGAGGAGGCAUGAAAUCCUUGCCUAAUUUAAGAAGUGAGGCUUGCCUUCCAAAACCCAGCCCCAUGCCAGACAGUCACAGAAUGGUUUUUUUAGAAUAAAGGACAUUGAGGAUGUUUUACUAUAUAUAUAUAUUAACUAGAAUGACUACUGUUUUAAAUGUAGUGCUCCAUUAUGCAUUGAUAUUAUUCACCUUUUUGCAAACAAGGCAUUGGUAUGUUGCAACGAGGCUUUUCAUUCUAAAUACCUGCCACACACUUUAAUGCACUAGUUUAGAGAGAGUUACCUCAGAGACAAGUGAUGUUUCCUAAUGGAUCAUUAUACAUUUCCAUUGGAUAAUUUUUUUAAAGAAAACAAAUGAAAAGAAUGGGAUAUUUAAUUUCAACCGUUUCCACCAUGGUGACAGAAAGCUGGAGCCAAGUUGUAUGGAUUCCAUCCUGCACAGCUUUUCCUUUUGUUCUGGGACUGGAUGGCAGACCACAAAAUGCAUUCAGUUGCAAAUGCACAGUUAAUACAACCGUACUCUCCCUUCUCUAACUCUGAUGGCUCCAUCUCUAAAGGCAAGCAAAAUGUGUUUGUAUGGGAUGAAUUGUGUUGUGUCCAAAAUGAUGGUGUAUGUGUGUGUGUCUGGACACAAAGAUGUUGGCCAAGGCAUUGGUUAUCCACCAAGACUUAUUUCUGGGAAGAGCUAAUUCUGUGCUGUCACCUCAUAGCUCGGUAGUGAAACCACUGACCAGGCAAAGCCCAAAGGCUACCCCUGAAAUGAAUGCUGCAAAUAUUGCCACUGAAGUCAUGACAAAGUAGUGUUGAGUGGCCACAUGAAAAGCAACAUCUUAGUAUCCCCACUCCUAGGAGGAUAUACUCAGGGCCAGCUGAUCUAUGUAUCAUUCUGUGCCUACCAAAGACUUAGUUGCACAAGUGUAGCUACCCUGUGGUUUUUGUUCCAGAUGGUACCCCCCCAUGGCCUUUAAACACUUUUAAAAACUUGAUAGUUGUAUGACCACUUCUGUGCAUUAUCCGCUAAGAGGCAGAGCAGGCAAGCACUGAUGGGUGUCUCCUGAAUCAAUUGUUUCUGGAAUUGCAUGAAGUUUGUUUUAUAGCACAGACCCUUGCCAGAUUUAUGUUUCCAAAUGUAUGUACUAAAUUGCCAAUAAAGAUGUGUCUAGUA